AUGUCUGACUUUGGCGACGAUGAUGUUGGCGGAGGCGACGAGCCCAUGUACGAGGACGAGGCCGCCGACUACUGGGAUCCCGAGGUCCCCGUUGAGGACGAGGAGGUCGGGCGCGCCGAGGGCGACGAGGAGGACGCAGACAACGUCGUCGUGUCGGGCGACCCCUCUGCUGCGGCGAACUCUGGCAAGGGCAACGAGAAGAGCCACCGCGACAAGAAGAUCCCCGAUGACCAGCGCACGACCACGCCCUACAUGACAAAGUACGAACGCGCCCGUAUCCUCGGCACGCGCGCUCUGCAAAUCAGCAUGAAUGCGCCGGUACUCGUCGACCUGGAAGGUGAGACGGAUCCUCUUCAGAUCGCCAUCAAGGAGAUGCGCGAGAAGAAGAUUCCUCUUAUCGUGCGCCGAUACAUGCCGGACGGAUACUACGAGGAUUGGACUUGCGAGGAGCUCCUCCAGUGA
Messenger RNA from Colletotrichum chrysophilum, 462 nucleotides. RefSeq lists its product as uncharacterized. Gene Ontology annotation, biological process: DNA-templated transcription. NCBI's taxonomy places the organism in Eukaryota, Fungi, Ascomycota, Sordariomycetes, Glomerellales, Glomerellaceae. Gene Ontology annotation, molecular function: DNA-directed RNA polymerase activity; DNA binding. The transcript has 4 exons. The record is from RefSeq and is a predicted model, not a curated record. Gene Ontology annotation, cellular component: nucleus; RNA polymerase II, core complex; RNA polymerase I complex. The coding region runs from base 1 to 462 and encodes 153 amino acids.